AUGGUUCUUUCUUUGGCUGAAAAGUGGGGAUCUGAUAAGCUAUCUUCUUAUGAAGUUGAAUUUGGUCAGUGUUUGAAUGAUAUUGAAGUUUUGGAUCUUAAUUUCAAUGGGUGUUUUUACACUUGGACCAAUAAAAGUGAGGAGCCUCGGUUUGUAGCAAGAAAACUGGAUAGAGUUUUGGCUAAUGUGAAUUGGAUGAGUCUUUUUGGGAAUACUGCUUCAGGGGGCAUUUCUGAUCAUUCACUUGUUAUUAUUUCAGUAGGUACUUUAAAAAGUUUUGGCCCUAAACCUUUUAAGUUCUAUAACUAUUUGUUAGAGCAUAAAGGGUUCUCGGAUUGGGUUAAGGAGGGUUGGAGUAUUCAGGUUGAGGGUUUCCCAAUUGCUGAUAGUCUACUUAAGGAGAGGGAAUGUCUUCAUGCUUAUGUUUCUAUUUCUAGAGCUGAGGAAUCUUUCUUGAAGCAGAAGGCAAGGAAUCAAUGGUUGAAUUUGGGAGAUCAGAAUAAUAAGUUUUUCUAUAAAUCUCUUAAGGUUCAAAAUGCCAAGAAAACUAUUAACUAUCUAUGGGAUGAGCAUGCUACCUUGGAGAAAGAGGUUUCUGAAGAUGAAAUAAGAGAUACUUUGUUUCAUAUGAAAGCUAAUAAGGCCCCUGGUCCUGAUGGGAUGUUGCCUUUUUUGGAUGAUUUGGUGAGCAUGAACCAAUCUGCUUUCAUUCCUUCUAGGAAUAUAUCUGAGAAUGUUCUGUUGGCUCAAGAACUUGUGAGGGGUUAUCAUAAGGAAAAAUGGAAACCUAGAUUUUUGAGCUGGAUCAGGGUGUGUAUUACAUCACCUAAAUUUUCUGUUUGUAUCAAUGGUACUUUGGUUGGCUAUUUUGAAGGUAAAAAGGGACUGAGGCAGGGUGAUCCUAUUUCUCCUUACUUAUUUGUUCUUGCUAUGGAGGUGUUCUCUCGGAUUAUGGCUGCACAUACUGGUGGUAAUGCUGCUAGUUUGAGUUCUAUUAAAGUUAUCAAGGCUGCUCUUAUUGAGUUUGAGAAUCUGUCUGGGUUGAAAGCUAAUCCUUCUAAGAGUUCUCUUUAUUGUUCUGGAAUUUCAGAUAGAAUGAGGCAUAUUCUCUUGGAUGAUUUGAUGAUGAAGGAAGGUAGGCUCCAGUUGUUAUCUUCUGUUCUUUACAGUUUACAAGUGUAUUGGAUGGGCAUUUUCAUUCUUUCUAAAAAGAUUAUUAGAGCUAUUGAACAAAAGUUCAAUAGGUUUUUAUGGAAUGGGAAUGAAGAAGGUGUAGCUAAAGCAAAGGUUUCUUGGUCUGAUCUCUGUUUUCCUAAAAGGGAGGGAGGAGUUUUGAUUGAACAAUAUGGCUUUAGGGUUGUUUAUGAUGCUCAAAGUAAUAUUAAAGCUAAGCUGUCUUCUGUCAUUUACAAUGAAGAUUGGUUCUGGAGACCAGCAAGAUCAGAAGCUCUAGUCGAUAUUCAAGCUAGGCUUUCUGAAGUUUGUUUAGGCCAAUUUGAUAAGCCAGUUUGGACUGUUUCUAAAAAAGGUGUUUAUGAUAGUGCAGAGACUUGGGAAGCCCUUAAAAAGAAGAAUGUAGAGGUUGUUUGGUGGAAGUUAGUUUGGUUUCCUCUUGCUAUUCCUAAGCAGGCUUUUAUUUUGUGGCUUGCUAUGAAGGAUAGGCUACUUACAGGUGAGAGGUCACUCAAAUGGGGUUAUAAGGGUGUGGUUCAGUGUUGUUUCUGUCAUUCUCAACUGGAAACUCGUGAUCAUAUUUUCUUUGAAUGCAGCUUUAGUUCGAGAGUUUGGAAAUAUUGCAUGAUUCGUUGUAGAGUUGAUAUGCCUCCUAUGAUUUGGGAUGAACUUGUGCAGCUUGGCUGCAAUAAGUGGGGAAAGAACUCUCUUAAAUGCUUGAUAUGUCAAUUGGUUCUUGGUUCUGUUGUUUAUAAUCUCUGGCAUACUAGAAAUGAGCUUAGACAUGAUGGUGUUCCAAAAACUGAAGAGCAGUUAUUAAAGCAGAUUUUUUGGGAAAUCAGGGCUAGAAUUACUGUAAAAAGAGGUUUUCCUAGAACUAGGGAGAACCUUUUGUUGUGUUCAUUGUGGAACUUGCCUUCUGCCAUCCUCUGUAAUGUUGGCUUGUAG
Molecule: messenger RNA, 2121 nt
Organism: Corylus avellana
Lineage: Eukaryota; Viridiplantae; Streptophyta; Magnoliopsida; Fagales; Betulaceae
Source: RefSeq, a predicted model, not a curated record